Messenger RNA from Fraxinus pennsylvanica, 1542 nucleotides. Lineage: Eukaryota; Viridiplantae; Streptophyta; Magnoliopsida; Lamiales; Oleaceae. The record is from the annotation of a GenBank genome assembly.
AUGAUAUUCUUAGAAGGGUGUUGCUUGGAGACAUCUGGUGAAUCCGAAUUCCUAAAUUACAGUGCUUCAACUGCCAAUCCUCUGUUUGACCCUUCGUUUCUAUUGCCUACUGUCGAAGCAAAAAAUGGUGAAUCUAGUGGGAACCCAUUAAAGGAGAUUCUAGGACCAGAAGAGAGGAAACUAUCAAUUUCCCCCGAUAAAUUGUUGACUAAUCAGCAUCAUGGACCAGAACAUUCUAUGAAAUCCCAGUCUCAGGUUGGAAACGUUUAUAACAAUAUCGGUUCUUUGGGUCAAUCUGAGAAUUAUUUGGUUGGAGGUUCUGAGCUUACCAGAAGAAGUCGUGGAUUGCCUGGUCGGGUCUUUCGGUGUGAGGUUCCUGAAUGGACUCCUGAUGUUCAAUUCUUCACAAGAGACGAGUACCCAAGAGUUGGUCGUGCACAACGAUACGUUGUUCGUGGAGCACUUGCAGUUCCUGUUCUUGAACAAGGUAGUCGCAAUUGCUUGGGCGUUAUCGAAUUUGUCUUGACAAAGCAAAAGAUCAAAUAUCUUCCCGAGCUUGAAAUUGUGUGCAAAGCUCUCGAGGCUGUUGAUCUCAUUCAAAAAGCUAAGAUGUGUGAUUUGUCUUAUCAAGCUGCAUUACCCGAGAUUUUAAUGGUUUUAAAAUCUGCAUGCAGAUCACAUAGAUUGCCGUUGGCUCAGACUUGGGUUCCGUGUGUACUACAGGGUAAAGAGGGAUGUUGGUACUCGGAUGAGAACUUAGUCAAUUGUGUUUUGAUGGUGAAUUCUGCUUACUACAUAGGUGAUCCCCGUAUUCAGAAUUUUCAAGAAGCUUGCUCUGAGCACAACUUGCUAAAUGGUCAAGUAGAGGAUAGAGAAUUGCUGGAGGAAUGUGCCUUGCCAGUAGAAGUGGCAAAUCCUCCACCAGUAGUUAAACAUAGUAAAGAAGUUCCAAAUGUGGAUCAAAUACAGUCUUCAAUGCUUUCGCAUGAUGUAUCAUCAGAGACUUUCGGUGAUAUGAGCCUUCAAAAGAGUGCUAGUUCUGUUUCAACAUUCCAGAAUGGAAAACCAAAAGAAAUGUCCUUGGAAUCGAAUCGAGAUCCAUCUGAUUUGGAAUUAAGAGCAGGUGUUGUCUUGGGUAGAAAUCCUUUAACUGCUGAUGGUAGCUCACAGUACACAAAGAAAACAGUGGACAAAAGACGUACCAAAGCAGAGAAUGUUAUUACGUUGCAAGUUCUUCGACAAUACUUUGCCGUGACCCUGAAAGACUGCCAAGAAUUUUGGUGUUUGCCCCAACACUUUGAAGAGGAUAUGCAGGCAGCAUGGGAUAAAGCGUUGGCCUUCUCACAUGAUCAAGAAGGUCAUGAAGGUCCAAUGGCUAAGGAAGAAUCUGUUAAUGGCAUGCAAAAGAUGGCUCGAAGUGAUGCACAUCUCCAUUUGCUGGGCAAUGGACCAAAGAACCUCUCAAGAUCUCCAAGCCAUGUAUCGUUUAUGUAUCUUCCUAAGCCCAAAAAUCUCCCGCAUGCACCAGAAGACCGUGGCUGA